Messenger RNA from Ostreococcus tauri, 1218 nucleotides. Its product is annotated as Ovarian tumour, otubain. The transcript has 2 exons. The record is from RefSeq and is a predicted model, not a curated record. Gene Ontology annotation, biological process: protein deubiquitination. Gene Ontology annotation, molecular function: cysteine-type deubiquitinase activity. The coding region runs from base 1 to 1218 and encodes 405 amino acids. NCBI's taxonomy places the organism in Eukaryota, Viridiplantae, Chlorophyta, Mamiellophyceae, Mamiellales, Bathycoccaceae.
AUGCGAGUCAUCACGCCGCCCUCGACGCGCGAGUUACGCGCGAGCGUUCGAAGACAAGUCGUGGACCAGAGAGUCUCUUUGGACGUCUAUUUUCGAACAGCCGAGCACGUGUACACGCAGGCAAAGAUUUAUAGGGCGGAGGAGAACUUACCGCAGUUGUAUCGGUUGCUCUACGCGUACGCGUCUGUAGUGCUGGAUACGAUGGCGGAGCACGGGGAGUGGGAGGACCGGCGACACGGCGAGAGGGUGCGACGAGAAAAGACGCGGUGCGAGGAGGCGCUGAGAGAGAUGGAAGUGUUGAAACCGAUGAUCGAUACCGAGGCGGAGGCGUAUCGGGCGCGAGCGACGGCGGUGGCAAGUUCGGCAGAGGCGCAGAAAGUCCGAGUGGCGGCGGCGGUGGAGGGACGCGUAGAGACCGAGCGGAACGCAGGCGCGUCGACGGGGACGAAGACGUCCACUCGUGUGUCGUUGGGUACGGGCAUGAUCAGCGACGCGGCGGGGUCGAGACACUCGCUCUUCGGGGCGAACUUGCCGAGCGCGAGUGCGACGGAGUUGGCGGCUCGAUUGGCGGCGGCGCAUCCAACCGGCAAGACAAACGCGAGUUCGGUCGGAGAGGCGGCGCCGUCAGCACCGGGGGUACCGUCGACGAGGCAUGCGCACUCGCUUCUUCCUCCACCGCCACCGCCGCCGCCGAAUGAGGACGGCGUGCCGUUCCCAGAGGGCAUCAUGUACAACGCCUCGAGCGUGGAUUUUCAGCCCAAAGUUGUCGUGCAGGUUCCGUCCACGGACGAGGCGGCGACCGAUCACACGCGUCUCGACACUCGACUAAAACUCUAUAAUCUCCGCGAAAAGGUCGUACGAGGCGAUGGGAACUGUCAGUUCCGAGCCAUUGCCGAUCAACUCUUCCGCGACCAGGAGCGACACGCCGAGUGUCGCGUCGUCGUCAUCAACCAACUUCGGCGAAGAGCCGAGGACUACUCGCCCUACGUUCCCGAGGAUUACGAUGCCUACGUCGAGGCGAUGCGCAAAGACGGGUGUUGGGGUGACCACAUCACCCUACAGGCCGCCGCCGACGCCUACGGCGUCCGCAUGUGCGUAAUCUCUUCCUACAAGGACAACUUCAUCGUCGAGAUUCAACCGCGGGAGCAGCGCUCGUCCCGCGUGUGCUGGAUCUCCUUCUGGGCCGAGGUGCACUACAACUCCCUGUACGGAAUCUAG